Molecule: messenger RNA, 1183 nt
Organism: Patella vulgata (common limpet)
Lineage: Eukaryota; Metazoa; Mollusca; Gastropoda; Patellidae
Product: zinc finger protein 239
Exons: 1
Biological process (GO): regulation of transcription by RNA polymerase II
Molecular function (GO): DNA-binding transcription factor activity; RNA polymerase II cis-regulatory region sequence-specific DNA binding
Source: RefSeq, a predicted model, not a curated record
GAAGAUGUUGAUGAAUAUUGUCAUGUUAAAGAAGAGAAAACUGAUGAUAUUGAAACUGUUUAUCAGUGUAAUUUGUGUGAUGAAGAAUUUAAAUUAGAAACAGAGUUAGAAAAACACUGUGAAAUACACGUUAGUGAAGCGGGGCAAACGAAAGAAAAACCUUAUAAAUGUGAUGUUUGUGGUAAAUCAUUCACACGAGGUAGAAGCUUACAGUUACAUAUGAGAAGUCAUACAGGUGAAAAACCUUAUAGAUGUGAUGUUUGUAGUAAAUCAUUUACUGAUAGAAGCCAUCUACAGAUACACAUCAGAGUUCAUACAGGUGAAAAAAGUUAUAAAUGUGAUGUGUGUAGUAAAUUAUUCUCUACUAGUGGAACUCUACAGAAACAUAUCAGAACUCAUACUGGUGCAAAACCUUAUAAAUGUGAUGUUUGUGGUAAAUCAUUCACACGAGGUAGAAGCUUACAGUUACAUAUGAGAAGUCAUACAGGUGAAAAACCUUAUAGAUGUGAUGUUUGUAGUAAAUCAUUUACUGAUAGAAGCCAUCUACAGAUACACAUCAGAGUUCAUACAGGUGAAAAAAGUUAUAAAUGUGAUGUGUGUAGUAAAUUAUUCUCUACUAGUGGAACUCUACAGAAACAUAUCAGAACUCAUACUGGUGCAAAACCUUAUAAAUGUGAUGUUUGUGGUAAAUCAUUUACUGCUGGUAGUAGUCUACAGUCACACAUGAGAAUUCAUACAGGUGAAAAACCUUUUAAUUGUGAUGUUUGUAGUAAAUCAUUCUCUUAUAGUGGAACUCUACAGAAACACAUCAGAACUCAUACAGGUGAAAAACCUUAUAAAUGUGAUGUUUGUAGUAAAUCAUUCACUCAGUCUGGAACCCUACAGACACACAUCAAAACUCAUUCCGGUGAAAAACCAUAUAAAUGUGAUGUUUGUGGUAAAUCAUUCACACAUGGUGGAAACCUGCAGAGACACAUGAGAAAUCACGCUGGUGAAUAAUACUAAUAAUGCAUAACCAUAUUAUACUUAUACUUAUCUUCUCUUGGUGACGAUCUGGUGAACAUAAUAGUAUCAAAAUUUAUUUAAAUAAACAUUCUAUAUUGAUCUAAAUCUUUGUUAUAUUAUAAUAAAUACAAACGAGAAGUUCUGCUAAAUUUUUGUACCUUACAAUAUUUUAAUAAUG